CUUCGUGAUUAAGUCUUAACUCAAAUUAUUCAUUGUUCGUAGAAAAUAAUUGAGUUCCAGAUCCAUUUUUUCUCAGUAGCAUAAUCGUUAUAAACAAGCAUAACGUCCGCAGUAAGGACAUCAUAAAAACAAAAAAAUCCAGCUGUUAACAUCCAAUAAAACACUAUUUUUAUACCAAGAAGAAAAGACUCCGACAGUGAUCCUUUGUAUGUUCUUGUGGUUUCUAUUUUUAGCAUUUCUGCUCUAAGUUGACGUGAAGAGACAGACAGACUCAGUAGGUCUUUGGAAAACUAAAAAGAACUUUGGGAAGCAGUGGUUUCCGAUCAGGUGGUCUGGAAUCCCCAAAGGCUCCUACUCUGUAUCUGAGGGGUUCGGAGAUGAUUAACAGGUCAGUACCGUAGCGAACAAAACACGUCCGUCUUGCUUCUUUGGCAGUCCUGAAGUCUGAUGAUUCAUAUGAUGCUCAGAGGCGUCCGAAAAUAUAGACGUGAAGAAAAAAAAACUAAACUGAUGGGAUCCACUUGCAUGUGCUGGUACACCACAAAUUGCUUGAAUAAAACAUAUCACCGUAUAAAAGCCUAUUGUCGUUGACUUCUCCUCCACCUGGCUGAGGGUCAAAAGGUCAAGAGCAGUUGCAAAGGAGAACAGGAGUUGACUCUUAUGUAAUCGAUAUGUGAACGGCACUUGGAAAUUUGGAAGGUAGAGAAUGAGAACAGUGACAAAGUCAAAGAGGAACAAUCCACGUCUGGAUUCUGCUCCGAGACCAAAUCACGCCUCCUAAGGCCGCUUUCAAUUCCUCCGCAGCGUGAGAAGCGACAGCGGGCGUUGCUUUAAAAUGUUGCCGCCGUAUGAAGCCGAUGGACAACAUCAUUUGCUUACUGAAUGGAUGGUUCUAUGUACCGAUUACCGACUACAGAGAAUUAACCAAGCAGGUCUUCAUCCGGUCUUACAUUUCAUUUAGUUACUUUGAAAUUUACAAGAAGACCAGUGUUAAUUGUUAUAGAUUCAUCAAUUCAAUUCUAAUAGCUACCUCAGCCGAUUAGCACGAGCUGAGCCUCUGAGUAGCGGAUCUCUACAACAGGAAACACCAGAAAGUUUGACACCAAUCCACAUCCGUAUUGUGCAUACAGCACAACGCUGCUACUUGUGCGUUUCUGCCUGUUUUAAGGCUAAAGAACAGAUGUUGCUGUUACUAAAUCAGCUCUGAAGGUUUUUUUUUCCCAUAAGCAACCGCUAUGAAAUGAAGAUUGUUCCCACAAUGAGAGAGGCAGCUUCACGCCUCACGUGUUGGGACGAUGGCUGGAACCGACUAGUGAGAUGGAAAGGAUUAACUAUUUUCCAACGUAGGUUUUCCCACAAACUAAUCUGUAGUUUUCAAUAUUAUGACAGCAGCUGACUGGCCGCAGAUCAAGAGGUGCACUUUGUCUACAUGGCUGUGCUUUUGUUGGAAUAAAGAAAUGAAAUAACAAUAAAAACUGUUCAAUUUGAUUAUCACACAAUUCAAUUGCAGCCCUUUCAAAUCCCUUAUUCCAUCUAUUGAGCCAAAUGACAUGAAGGUUUUCCUCAUUGCUUUCUGUAGAUAAGUAACUUAAAUUCCACGUUAAGAGCAUUUAUUUAUUACAAAGUGGUAGUAACUUCGCCAAAGAUGCCUGUUGAUUUAUUGUCGAUGAUUCAAUAACAAUGUGAUCAGUAUCGAUACAUCGGUUGAGUUAAACACCAUAAUGAAAACAAAGCAAAGACUACGGGAUUGUGGGGACCAACAUUAAUGAAUCUCACUGUUUUACCCUUUAGCCCAAAGCGGGACUUUGUUCUUCUCGGUGAGUAAUUGACGUGCUGUAAACAUGUCGGCUUUACAACCUGGUAAUGACGUCAUACCUGCGUGAUAAAUGUAAAACCUCUCACAUGAGAACCCCCCCAUCCUCUCCGGCCCCCCUCGGAACAAUGGCUCUGCCUCUGGAGCGGAGAAUCAGGUAAAGAGGUGAGACAAGUGAUAAACUAGGCCUUCUCCAAAGGACACAAAGAUGCACACGGAUGAUUCAAAAUUAGAAAUGUCGUGUUUAGUCCCGUUAUGUUAUCUUAAGUCAGUCCUCCCCGAGGAUGCGUCGGUGCAUUUUUUCAUCAGUUCCUCGGGCUCCGUGGGUUGUGAUAACCAAAUCCUCUCGGCUGUCAAGUGCCGCGUGCAGACUACAGGGCUUUUCACGGCUCCGCUGAAGCCGUAUCCUCUGAUCUUACACAAAACAGACACACACACGCUCAGAAAAGAAAAGGAAGCAGCGCAGGCUCUCGUCCGUUGGGUUUGAGGCUCGGGACGCACGUCGUCGCCGGUUUCAAAUGUAAUUCACAGGCAAGAUGAGUGACAAAACCCGGACAUGUAGGGAUGCGAGAGACUGUUUUCUUUGUGUCGUUUUAAAUUGGGAAUUCACGCCCGAGUCUCCAGAGGGUUCAAUUAUAAAAAAAAGUGGACGUGACAAAGCAACAGCCUGAGGCCAGUUUCAGUUAAAGAGGUGGCCGUGUAAAACAAAGACACUGACUGUUAGCAGCAAGUGAUGAAUUCAGAUUUUACAUAAAACAACACAAAUUCGAAGAAGCUCAUUGUACCUCCUUGAUGUGCAGAACUAACGACUUUUCUUGUCUUUAAAAAGACAUGUGUCUGUCCGUAGCAGGAUUUAGUCUUCUGGUGCAAGCAAGAGGGACGCAGCUACAGCACUCAGUUUAGAGGGAAGUUUAACUUGGAAGUGUUGCUUUUUUCUCUAUCGGACGGUUCAGUUUACUGUAAAUGAUGCUUGAGAUGCUUGGAUACCAACCGUAUGAGGUCCAGACUCACCUGGAGAACCCAACCAAGUACCACAUCCAGCACUCCCAGCAGCAGCAGGUGAAGCGCUACCUGGGAAAGCUCGGCUCUCAGGUGUUGAACUUGCCCUGCCACAACCAGUCCUCUGACCACGGGGGCAUGCCGCCAGGGCCGGGCAACAGCGCCCCCAACAGCCCCAUGGCCUUACUCACCCUCAACUCCAACUGCGAGAAAGAGAUGGAUGAUGUCAUUGACGACAUUAUUAGUCUGGAGUCCAGUUACAGUGAUGACAUCCUGGGCUUGAUGGACCCGGGACUCCAGAUGGCUAACGCGAUCCCCGUGAACGCUAACCUCAUGGACAUGUACGGCAACCAGGGGAUGUCCCAGCAAGGUCUGCCCGUCAGCAACUCGUGCCCUGCCAACCUGCCCAACAUCAAAAGGGAAUACUCCGUUUCACAAUCCCCGGCCAUCAUGCACAUGCUGGAUAAGUCUGGAUCCUGCGGCAACAAGUUUGACAGCUAUCAGCGGCCUGAGGGAUUCCCUGUGGCUGAGGUAAGAGCGAUGGCAAAGGAAAGGCAGAAGAAGGAUAACCAUAAUUUGAUUGAGAGAAGACGACGGUUUAACAUCAAUGAUCGAAUCAAGGAGUUGGGAACUUUAAUCCCCAAAUCCAAUGACCCGGACAUGCGCUGGAACAAAGGCACCAUCCUGAAGGCGUCGGUGGACUACAUCAGGAAGCUUCAGCGGGAGCAGCUGAGGGCCAAGGAGCUGGACAACCGCCAGAAGAAGCUCGAGCAUGCCAACCGACAUCUGAUGUUGAGGAUACAGGAGUUAGAGAUGCAGGCCCGGGCACACGGCCUGGUCAUCGCACCUCCAGCGCUCUGCUCCGCUGAACUUUGUGCCCGGCCCAUAAAGCAGGAGACGGCCCUGGACGACUGCCGCUCGGAGCUGUACGCGCUCCACCAGCACCACCCGGCCUGCACCCCGGAGCCGCCCGGCGCCCCGGAGCUAAGCGAAGGCCACGGCGACUUCUCGGCGGAGGGUCACUACGGCGUCCACGUCAAGCCGGGCUCCAAGCUCAACGACAUCCUCAUGGAAGACACCCUGUCCCCGGUGAGAGGGGGGGACCCUCUGCUCUCGUCCAUCUCCCCGGACACCUCGAAGGACAGCAGUCGCAAGAGCAGCGUGAGCAUGGAUGAGAAUGAUGAGGUCUGUUAGCGGCCCCUGCUGGAAGAAACCCGGCGUGCGUCUCCGACCGUCUCCAGCCUGCCGCAGGCGUCCCCCCCCGUCAGCGGCAGCGACACACUCCCAGCUGCCGGAGACGCUUUCUGCUGUCUGCGUCUGCAUUUGUUCUGUUGUUGUGUUUACAUGCGUUGAAUCUUCUUUUUCUGGUGAUGUCUUUGUGUUUGUGGAUUUCAAGGACUGAUUAUAAAGUGUGUUUGCUCCAAUCGAUACUUUGCUGACAAUGAGUUACAAUAAUAGAGGUUUUUAUAUUUUAAAAAACAGACAUGCGUUAAACUUUAAAUAGAGGCUAGAUUGUGUUUAUUUCUAUUGAUUCCAAAGGAUCUAGGGAAGUUAUGAAUCACGGUCAGAAAUGUAGAUAUUUUUGUUUUAGAUAAACACUGCUUUUUAAAUCGGUAGCAAUAAUAGAAGAAAGAAGAUAUAUUUAUUACGAUAGUGCUUUACACUCCUUGUGUCUUAGAAUGAACUUGAAUGUGCCAAUGCCUUAUUAAGACGUUCAUACAUCAAUGUCAUAUUGCUGUGCACAUUUUUGGGCUGUUUGUCAGUCUUCCAGUUGACAUUUCUUCUUUUUAUGAAUAUUAAUCAUUUGUAGAUUUCAUCUUAUUUAUGUAUCUAUGUAUCUAAGUACACAUUCCCCUGAAAGGUAUUUAUGACAAGGCAUUUAAAAGAGCCAAUUUGAAACGACUAAUAAACAAAAGCACAUUAAGAAUAGAAAGCUAAUACGUCUCCUUCACCAGAACACAAACACACAAACACACACACACACACACACACAAUAGGCUGGUUCCACUUGAUGGAUUGGAUUGUUACCUAAAGAUGAAUCGGAGGCGUUUUUAGUGUAUUCUUGUCUGUAGGGUGUCCAUUUCCUAAAUUAUUAUUUUUUUUUUUUAUUUGUUUACAUCAGUUUGGUGAUAUUUCACAUCAAGGAUGUUUUCUUUUCCACCAUUAUGUGAACAUUUAUAUUUCCAUGAACUAAAAAGAGACUGCUUUGGGAUUUUGUAUGACAUUGUCAAAACACUGGAAUGACAUCUGUAAUUUGUUCACUCUUUUUUUUUAUCCAAGCAUAAACUAUUGUAUUUGCCUUUUCAAACGCAUACAGAAUAUUGUAUGAGAUUGUAGAUUAUUUACGACAUAUGGUUGUUGUAUAUUUUAUCCGUUUGUUUUCAACAGUUGUAGCACAUUGCAUUAGUACGACUUUGUUCAUUACUACUGCCAUACAUUGAGAGCUCCGUUUGUUAAACUAUGCAAUGGUUGAUGUUGUGCCUGCACAGCGGCGUCAUGUCUCGACAAUGUGAUCUCCUUAUGAAUAAGCCUGAAGCAGUGUAAAAGUAAGUAUAUUUUAAUUGAUUUUAAGUGCCUUACAGUUGUUUCUGUUACACUGGUGAUGUUAGAGGAGUUAAGACAGUGAUGCAACAUGUUGUUGAUGUUUAUAUUGGUGUUUGAUGCUUCAUGUGUUAGCUGAAAAGUGCCAAAGUACUUUAGCAAGUAGUAGGAAAGGGGGCAUUUGUCAUGUUACAAUAUAACAUUAUCUGCCUCUCUUACUCAAGCCACAAGAAACCCUUUGUUUUGAUGGAACCCCAAAAUGUUCAGUACUGAAUGAAUAAAUAAGGCAUUAUGAAAUAAAUUAUCAUAAGACUAAACAGAGUUAAAUUCAUAAAGCAAACCACUGACUUCUGAAAUUAAUAAUGAAUGCCAUUUCAUUAUUAUUAUUUUCACAUGAAGUGUUUUGUUUUUUAUUCCGUACACAGUUGUUUUAUUUAAGAAAAAACAUUUUUCUAAAAUGUGCCUUUACUCAGUAAUGGCACUCUCCGGAAUGAGACUUUUCAUUUAAACCUCGCUCUUUUAUCAUCCAGUUUGACCAACCCUUCACCCUCUUCCAGCAUUUACUGAAUCCUCUCUGUAGAGACUCGUCAACAGCCAAACGCUCCUCGACCACAAUGCAAAAGAUAAUUCUGACUGGAUGACGUAGCAAUGAGCCGAGCAACAAACGGCUACUUUGCAUUAGCACAACUUGGCUAAAGAUGCUAUGCGGCUGUAUACUGCUGCUAGGUUGGCUUUGAUCAUAGUGUUAAACGGAGCAUUUAACUCCUCCAUUCAGAGUUACCGUGAGAGAGUUUUGCCCUAAGUUCUUUUUUUAUAGAAGGAAAAUGCAUAGUGCCGAAAGCAUAAAUCAUCAUUAUUGGGGUGACCCUCUCUCCCUUAUCAUCCAGCAACACACAGCCGCUAGCACGGCGGUAGCCUCCUAAUCUUAAUAUUUAACUUGUUUAUUCACAUGAUUAUUUAAUACAUAAUGUAUCUAAUGUGAUGUAUUUAUUUCAUGUACUUCAUAUUUAACACAUUGGCCUGUUUUUUCAUGUUUAAUGUUUAUCACGGUCAAACUCUACACCGAAGGGGCUGUUUUCAAAGUUGUUCUGAAUAUUCAAUAUACUCUUCACAUAGUGUGGAUGUAGUUCAAUGUGAUGCCAAAAUAAGAUAUAGAAUACUUUUAUUUAAUAUGUGUGAAUUAGUUUUUAAAACGCCAUAGAUAAUGCACGCGUCAGUGGUACUUCUCUUCCAAAAUGACAAGCAAUACUGACAAUAUGAUUUCAGUCAAGUUAAUUCCCAUCUUUUGAAACAGUAGUUUGGGAGGAAAACAAAACUGAAGAUCAACUUAAUAAUUGCUUUUCCGGAGACAAAUGGAGAUAGCUCAGCUGUCGCCACAUGGCACUAAAGAAGUAUGAAACAUUAAUUGAUGUGUGUUUGAAAGCCUAGAAAAAGCUCAUAAGUGGACCUUAAGUGGAUUUUUCUGGCCGUGGGUGAAUUACAGCUUGAGUGGACUGCAGAACGGCCUUCAUGGUUACAACAAAGCAACACAGCCAGCUACCGAGCCUCAAUAUGAAGAUAACGUUGCCCUUCAACUGAACCCAAAUCAGCUUUAGUUCUCAAUGGGGCAUGAAUCAUCUAAACCCCUGAUAUGUGACAGGUUGGAAUAAACAUGGGCAUCACAUCUGAUGGUGGUGGCAAAUCAUUUAAAACCAUCACUGAUCAAUUCCUCUAAAUUGAUUAUCCAGCUAUUAAUUAGAGGUAAUCUCAGUUUAGAUCUCUUUCCACUCGCUCUUAUUCCUUUGGUUCAUACAGACAAUGACUUGUCGCUACGGUCCUUUUUGUUACAGCCUACAUGAGAUGAAUGUUCUAAUAGUCACUGUACGCAUUGGUUUCAGAUUAGUGAAAACCAUCGGUACCCAAUGUGGAAAAUAUCUUGUGAGAAAUAUUAAAAGUUUUAUUUGAAUGUU
Molecule: messenger RNA, 7302 nt
Organism: Gasterosteus aculeatus aculeatus (three-spined stickleback)
Lineage: Eukaryota; Metazoa; Chordata; Actinopteri; Perciformes; Gasterosteidae
Product: microphthalmia-associated transcription factor
Biological process (GO): melanocyte differentiation; regulation of transcription by RNA polymerase II
Cellular component (GO): nucleus
Molecular function (GO): protein dimerization activity; DNA-binding transcription factor activity, RNA polymerase II-specific; RNA polymerase II cis-regulatory region sequence-specific DNA binding
Source: RefSeq, a predicted model, not a curated record